GGCACACCCACGAGGACCCCUUUGCCCAGACGCGCACCCCAGCCAGAUGUGGGGGGCAGCUGCCAAGAGGCAUGCCCAUUACCCAGCCACGCCACCCCCACCUCCUGCUGCUGCUCCUGCUGCUGGCCCGCCAGCCACAGGCCCCCGCCGCUCAGGUGAUGGACUUCCUGUUUGAGAAGUGGAAGCUCUAUGGAGACCAGUGUCACUACAAUCUGAGCCUGCUGCCACCCCCCACUGAGCUGGUCUGCAACCGAACCUUCGACAAGUACUCCUGCUGGCCGGACACGCUUCCCAACACCACGGCCAACAUCUCCUGCCCCUGGUACCUGCCCUGGCACCACAAAGUGCAGCACCGCCUUGUCUUCAAGAAGUGCGGCCCCGAUGGGCAGUGGGUGCGGGGGCCCCAGGGACAGCCAUGGCGCAAUGCCUCCCAGUGCCAGAUGGACAAGGAGGAGCUGGAGGCCCAGAAGGAGAUGGUUAAGAUGUACAGCAGCUUCCAGAUGAUGUACACGGUGGGCUACUGCCUGUCCCUGGCGGCACUGCUUCUCGCGCUGGCCAUCCUGCUGGGCGUCAGCCAGCUGCACUGCACCCGCAACUACAUUCACAUGAACCUGUUCGCCUCCUUCGUGCUCAAGGCCAGCUCCGUGCUGGCCACGGAUGCACUGCUGCAGACACGCUACAGCCAGAAGAUCGGCAACGACCUCAGCGUGAGCAUCUGGCUCAGCGACGGGGCGGUGGCCGGCUGUCGCGUGGCGGCCGUGUUCAUGCAGUACGGCGUCGUGGCCAACUAUUGCUGGCUGCUGGUGGAGGGCGUCUAUCUGCACAGCCUGCUGGGCCAGGCCGCCUUCACCGAGAGGCGCUUCUUCACGCUCUACCUGGGCAUCGGCUGGGGUGCCCCGAUGCUCUUCGUCAUCCCCUGGGCCGUGGUCAAGGGUCUGUUUGAGAACAUCCAGUGCUGGACCAGCAAUAACAACAUGGGCUUCUGGUGGAUCCCGCGGUUCCCCGUCUUCCUGGCCAUCCUGAUCAAUUUCUUCAUCUUCAUCCACACCAUCCACAUCCUCAUGGCCAAGCUGCGUGCCCACCAGGUGCGCUACACGGACUAUAAGUUCCGGCUGGCCAAGUCUACGCUGACCCUCGUCCCCCUGCUGGGUGUCCAUGAGGUGGUGUUUGCCUUCGUGACCGACGAGCACGCCCAGGGCACACUGCGCUUCAUCAAGCUCUUCUUCGACCUCUUCCUCAGCUCCUUCCAGGGCCUGUUGGUGGCUGUUCUCUACUGUUUUCUCAACAAGGAGGUGCAGGCAGAGUUGAUGCGGCGCUGGUACCGAUGGCGCGUGGACAAGGCCCUGCAGAAGGAGCACCAGCUGGGCAGCCAUGCAGCCCAGCCUGGCCACGGGUCCCCCAGCGAGAAGCUGCUGCUGAGGAGGAGCGGCGGGAGUGAUGGAGCCGGCCCGGACCCCCCCUCGGAGACCCCCUCGGCCCAUGGCCUCCCUAGGCUGGCUGAGAGACCCUUCUGA
This is a messenger RNA of Trichechus manatus latirostris (Florida manatee), 1514 nucleotides long. It is a transcript of the gene GCGR, whose product is annotated as glucagon receptor. Gene Ontology annotation, biological process: adenylate cyclase-activating G protein-coupled receptor signaling pathway; cell surface receptor signaling pathway. Gene Ontology annotation, molecular function: glucagon receptor activity; peptide hormone binding. The coding region runs from base 72 to 1514 and encodes 480 amino acids. Lineage: Eukaryota; Metazoa; Chordata; Mammalia; Sirenia; Trichechidae. The record is from RefSeq and is a predicted model, not a curated record. The transcript is spliced from 13 exons. Gene Ontology annotation, cellular component: plasma membrane.